AACAACAAGAAGAGGCGGCGGUCGCAGCAGCAGCAGCAGCAACAUCAACAGCAGCAAUAUGAAUCGUCAAAGCGGCUCAGGCAUGUUGUUCGCAGUCAGCGCCACAAAUGGCGCUCAGGGCGCCAGCAAUGCAGCCAACAACAACAACAAUAACAACAACAACAGCAGCAGUAACAGCAACACCAGCAUGGUAACCAGCUCAGCUGCCAACGGUGGCGCCACAGGCAGCAGCAGCAGCAGCAGGCGGCGUGAGAAGCGCAACGACAAAGACGAGGAAGGCGGCGGCGGCGGCGGCGGCCUCUGCGGUUGCCAGAAAGAGAAACAGGGUCCCAAAUCGUAUUGCAUAACAGCGACAGGUGUCCUGCUGUUGGUUUUGCUCUACGUGGCCAUGGGCUCCAUAAUAUUUGUAACGCUCGAGGGUGAAAUUGAGGAUGGCGGUAACCUGGAAACGGCCGUCGCCGCAUCCAAGCCCUAUCCACGCACCGAACUGGCCAAUGCCGAAAUACGUUCCAGGACUGUUGAUCGACUGUGGUCCAUCACCGAGGAUCUGAAUAUAUUGUACAAGGAGAAUUGGACGCGUCUGGCGGCACAGGAAGUGCAACUGUUUCAGGAUACGCUGCUGCGUGCUGUGAGACAGUCGAAGGUCUAUCAGCCCGGAGGCGUGCAAAUGAAUGCGCCGGCACACAAGUGGACCUACUCCUCGGCCUUUCUCUACUCAAUGACACUGAUUACAACGAUAGGCUAUGGCGGCGUCUCACCACGCACCGAAUGGGGUCGCAUAGUCGCCCUGAUUUACGCUCUCUUCGGCAUACCCCUGCUGCUGAUCUAUCUGUCUGCUAUGGGCGACGCUUUGUCGGCUGCUAUGCGCUUUCUGUUUCGCCGUCGUGAUAAGGACGAGGAGGAAGCUGCAGAUGCCAACAGCAAGGCGGCAACGGAGCAGCCCAGGGGACAACAGCAGCAGCAAUAUGCUGGCCGAAUGGUGCAGUAUGGAAUAAAUCCGGCGGUGUAUCAGCAGCAGCAGCAGCAGCAGCAAUUAGAAGAGCUUGACCAUGAUGACGCUGAUGGCGCUGAGGAGGAAACGAAAAGCGCUGUGCCCAUCUCGGUCUGUGUCUGCAUAUUGGUUUGCUAUGUAAGCAGCGGCGCCAUUGUAUUCCAUCGGCUGCAGAGCUGGAGUGUGCUGGAGUCGAUUUACUUUUGCUUCUGCUGUCUCAUGACCAUUGGCUUUGGUGAGCUGGCGCCGACCAAUAUGGUGAGCCACUUUGCUGCCGCCGCUUACAUCUUGAUGGGCAUGGCGGUGGCUGCGAUGUGCUUCAAUCUGAUACAUGUGGAGGUUGCUCAGUUCGUGCGACGCUUGGCGGGCGGCGGCGGCGGCGGCGGCGGUGGCGGCUCGGAUACAGCUAUGCCCAAGGUGGAGGAGGUCGCCCUCGUUUCAGUGGCGGUCACGCCCAGAUCCUCCUGACAACGACCGAGCGCCGAGCUGGUCAACAGCACGGCCAACAAUGUGAAUGCCGCCAACAAUCUCGGACAGCAUCAGACCAUGUUCUUUGGACCCGCACACUCACUCAGCCAGUACAAUUCGCUGCCACGUCGCAGUCACUUGUAUGGCGCUGGUCAUCUGAACGCUGCCAAUUCUGCUUUUCAACGCAACACGCCCAUACGCCGCUCCACUGGCAUACCGGAGCACCAUAUGGAAUACUUUGUGCCGCGCAGCAUUAGCGAGUUUAAUUUGUCGGGCGUUGGUGACUUGGCGCUGCCGCCGCCGCGUCGCUUCUCACCCAACAUGGGCAUGGGCAUGGGCGUUGGCGUGCCCAUGAAUGUGAACAUGGGUGGCGCGCAUAUGGGCGCCAUGGGCGGCAUGGGCUUGGGUUUGCCACAUGGCCUGCAGCUGGGUCCACCCCAAACGCUGCUCUGCGCUCCCAAUGCCGCUGCCAGCAGCGCCGCCGUCUCUGCCGCUGCUGCACCCGCUCAACUGCAAAUCUUAACGCUAAAGCCACGCAGCGAGAAAAUGGUUACAUUCGAGGAUGAAUCGAAGGCUGCGGCAGCUACGCAUUGCCCGCAUGGCAUGCCCACUACUCCACGCAAGAGCAACGUGAGCAGCGCCGUUGCUGGCGACAUCUUCAUGUGACCUACUGCUGAACAGAAGCCGCCCAAGCCGCUCGAGGAGGGCGCCGAGCUAAACGCUGCACUGCGUCUGCGUGACAGCAUCGAUGAGCUCAGCCCCAAGCCAGCGCCAGGCGAAAUUAUACGUGUCUAAAUUAAUCACAUCGUAACUAUUGAAUUGACUCAUAUAUAAAGUAGUUUUAGUAGUGAAGCAAAAGCUGCGCAAAGUUUAACUUUAAAGCGCGCCACAGUUUAGUUCAGUGUGUCUAACUAAAAUCAAUGAAAUAGCUGCUUAAAUUCUGUGUCAAUUUUUGAUUUGCCAUAGCAAACAGUUUUUUAAAUCUGUGGCAGCAGCGGCAGCAGCAAUUGCUUCAACAACAGCAUUAACAUUUUAUUCCCAGUAG
Drosophila busckii is the source of this 2504-nucleotide messenger RNA. RefSeq lists its product as uncharacterized. Gene Ontology annotation, molecular function: potassium ion leak channel activity. Lineage: Eukaryota; Metazoa; Arthropoda; Insecta; Diptera; Drosophilidae. The record is from RefSeq and is a predicted model, not a curated record. Gene Ontology annotation, cellular component: membrane. The transcript is spliced from 5 exons. Gene Ontology annotation, biological process: potassium ion transmembrane transport; stabilization of membrane potential.